UUCAAUUCUUUCGGGAGGAAAAGGAUGCACAAGAAAACAUAGGGCCUCUGUUUUCUUAAUGCCUUCUCUCUUGCAUUUUAUCUGGUGAUGAGCACCCAAAGAACAUCGGGUGGCAAAGAAGACAUCUGCGCUCACAGCCACACUCCGCUCUCUUCCUCCACCGAAGCCACACGCAUCUGAAUGUUCUGAUCCGGACGCUGCUCACGUAACACAGUGUUAUCGGCUGCGGCGGCGACGCGUGUCCCGACCCUAAUCUCGAGCCUGUGGCCCUUACAGUCCAUCAAGACGAUCCACAGGAUCAUCAUGAGGAAGAAAGAGCUCGGAGAUUGCACUCCACACCAUGGUUCAGUCCACAGCUUCCCCAUAUAAAAUUGCUCCCACUUCCAACAAGUUUGGCAUUCGAGUGGUGCGGCUCGUCUUCCUCGAUCUCCGUCCGUCGAAGCUUUUCGUCUAUCUGUCUCGCUCUCUCCCUCGGCUUCCAGAUGGCUGCCGCUGUCUCCACCGUGGGAGCCGUCAACAGAGUGCCGUUGAGCCUGCAUGGCUCCAGUUCGGGAGCCCCGGUGCCGAGCUCGGCUUUCUUCGGGAGCAGCCUGAAGAAAGUGAACUCCGGUCCGAGCCAUGGGAGGAACUCCACCGGCACUUUCAAGGUCUUGGCUGCUGAUCUCGAUGAGUCGAAGCAGACUUCCAAGGACAAAUGGUCUGGGCUUGCCUACGACGUCUCCGACGACCAGCAGGACAUCACCAGGGGAAAGGGCCUGGUCGACUCGCUCUUCCAAGCUCCCAUGGGCGACGGCACUCACAUCCCCGUCAUGACCUCCUACGAGUACAUCAGCCAGGGUCUUCGCCAAUACGAGUUCGACAACACCAAGGACGGCUUCUACAUAGCUCCGUCUUUCAUGGACAAGCUUGUCGUGCACAUCACCAAGAACUUCAUGGCCCUCCCGAACAUCAAGGUUCCCCUCAUCUUGGGUGUCUGGGGAGGCAAAGGCCAAGGGAAGUCAUUCCAAUGUGAGCUCGUGUUCGCCAAGAUGGGGAUCAACCCUAUCAUGAUGAGCGCCGGAGAACUGGAAAGCGGCAACGCAGGUGAGCCAGCGAAGCUGAUCAGGCAGCGGUACCGUGAGGCAGCAGACAUCAUCAAGAAGGGGAAGAUGUGUUGCCUCUUCAUCAACGACCUCGACGCAGGAGCGGGAAGGCUCGGCGGCACCACCCAAUACACCGUCAACAACCAGAUGGUGAACGCCACGCUGAUGAACAUCGCCGACAACCCGACCAACGUGCAGCUCCCGGGAAUGUACAACAAGCAGGAGAACCCUCGCGUUCCCAUCAUCGUCACCGGCAACGACUUCUCCACUCUCUACGCGCCUCUCAUUCGUGACGGCCGUAUGGAGAAGUUCUACUGGGCGCCGACCAGAGAUGACCGCAUCGGCGUCUGCAUGGGCAUCUUCAGGACCGACAACGUCCCCACGGAGGACAUCGUCAAGCUCGUAGACUCCUUCCCGGGGCAGUCCAUCGACUUCUUUGGUGCUCUUCGGGCCAGGGUCUACGAUGACGAAGUGAGGAAGUGGGUGGGAGACAUUGGAGUGGACAAGGUUGGAAAGAAGCUGGUCAACUCGCUCGAAGGGCCACCAACCUUUGAGCAGCCCAAGAUGAGCUUGGAUACGCUGAUGGAGUAUGGCAACAUGCUGGUGAAGGAACAGGAGAACGUGAAGAGGGUGCAGCUGGCCGACAAGUACCUGAGCGAGGCUGCGCUCGGAGACGCCAACGCAGAUGCCAUGAAGACUGGCUCUUUCUACCAGUAACUCCAUGAUGGUUGCAGGCAAAGCAGCCCAUCCGUCUCUUACGAUCCUCGAUGAACGCAGAGCUGCAUGCAUAAAUUCCAGGCUUGUAGUUUGUGUGGACAAGUGGGCGAAUAUUAUUAUCAGCCACUGUAUCGGUGAUACAUAUAUUAUGUGCAUUUUCCUCA
Molecule: messenger RNA, 1963 nt
Organism: Musa acuminata AAA Group (dessert banana)
Lineage: Eukaryota; Viridiplantae; Streptophyta; Magnoliopsida; Zingiberales; Musaceae
Product: ribulose bisphosphate carboxylase/oxygenase activase 2, chloroplastic-like
Exons: 6
Coding region: 483-1799 (438 amino acids)
Cellular component (GO): thylakoid; chloroplast stroma
Molecular function (GO): ATP hydrolysis activity; ribulose-1,5-bisphosphate carboxylase/oxygenase activator activity; ATP binding
Source: RefSeq, a predicted model, not a curated record